UCAAGUGCUUAGCGAGAGUGAAAUCCGGCUAUUUUUGGAGCCAUUUUCCACUGAAUUGAUGAUAUUGUGCACGUUCGUGCGCCAAGGGAUUAAUCUGCGCCCAUCCCAUGGGCAGAAACUGGGCGUUUUGAGGCGAAAAGUGCAUUUUUUUGAAGGUUCCGAACAAGCCGGCCACGAUGUAUAUGGACGUUUUAGCGGCCGCUCUUGUGCUUUUCCUGUCGCUCGUGCUGAUUGCGAACAAAAAAGAGCCGAAAAAGCUGUUCGGCAUCUACAGCCAGCCGGGGAAAUGGUACUUUAUCAAGUACCCCCUGAUUUUAACGUUGCUAGUAGUGCGGAGGCUUAAAUUCUACAUCGUGGGCAAAGAGGGCCUGCUUGACGUGAAGGAGCUGGAUAAAAAGCAGGAACUUUCAGAGCAUCCUUUGUCUUUCGACGCUGUUUUCUUCCACGGAGCAUCCCAAGAGGGAGUCUACUUGGUGGCUGGGGCCGAGAGACAUCACGAGGGCGUGAUCAACGGCCUGAUGUACAUCCAGCAUCCCGACUUCGGGCUGCUGAAGAGCUUGAAGCUGCCCCACACCACAUUGCUUGAAGACCCCGAAUCGAUCUUGGCAGGCAAGGAAUGGGCGGCUGAAGGAUUGAGAUUCACCCCAGAAGAACCCAUGAAGCGAUGGGACGUGGCUUAUAACGGGCAAAUGCGAAGCAGCGACGGUAAGCUGGUGCAAGUGGAAAUGCAAGAAAAAUGGGUCAGCGACAUGCCCUGGUUCCUGUACGAGCUGGAACUUCCGGCCAAAAUGCUCGCGCGCUCCAUUGCACGAGAACCAUGGAGCGAGCAACUCUUCGAAACGUUAAAAGAGGCCAAUCAAACGCAUUACGAACAAAUGGGGUUCAUGGAAGGCACCCUGAAAGUGGAUGGCAAGGAAGUGCCCCUGAAGCUGGACUCUUUCCGGGACCACAGCUAUGGCAAACGCAACUGGAGCCUGAUGCAUCGCUACAUCUACCAGAUGUUCUACUUGGAAAAUCAGACGCGCAUCGUUCUGGGGCUGAUUUCCCAGCCCUCUACAGGCUCCCACUACGAAAUGGGGUAUGUGGUGCACGCCAAUGGGAAGAUCGACCCCAUAAUCAGUUGCGAUUUGCGGCUGUGGCAACAAGGCGAAAGCGGCCUCCCAACUGAUGAGCUGUGCUUUACCUUUGAGGCAGGAGAACAUAUCUACGAAUGCAAGUCGAAAUACCACAAGACAGUGGCGCACUUUGUGGGCAACAACGAGCAGGUGAAGAUGUACGAGCGGUUUGGGGGCUGCGAAGUCAAUGGGGUGAAAGGGCAGGUUAUUUCCGAGUGGAACUACAACGCAACCAGUGGAAAGUUCGACCUGGACCAGUACACGUGCUGACGAUUGUUGAUUGAGACACAAUAAAAGGUUUUAGAGAG
Messenger RNA from Dendroctonus ponderosae (mountain pine beetle), 1423 nucleotides. RefSeq lists its product as uncharacterized. Bases 177 to 1385 code for a protein of 402 amino acids. Lineage: Eukaryota; Metazoa; Arthropoda; Insecta; Coleoptera; Curculionidae. The transcript has 8 exons. The record is from RefSeq and is a predicted model, not a curated record.